GCGCCGCAGACGGAACUUCAACGGGGGACGGGGGGGUCGGCGGCUCCGCAGCGCCUCUGAUUCGGAUGAAGGUUCGGCGCGUUGGGACGGACCAGCGGAUUGUUCCGUCCUCUGACUGAGACUUCCGAACCGGAACAAGAGUUUUCGUCCGAACUUCGCUGAAGGCUGAGAGUCGUCCGAGCCCCCCGCCCCCCCGCAGCCAUGCGCGGGGCUGAGGCUGAGCGUGUCCGAACCCGCUGCAGGUGAACCGGACCGCGGGUUCCCGGCAAAGAUGAGCCACGGUCCGGGUCUGGUUCUGCAGUGGCUGGACCAGCUGCGGCUGGCCCAGUAUGUGGAGUCCUUCCUGGAUAACGGCUACGAUGACCUGGAGGUCUGCAAGCAGAUCGGGGAUCCGGACCUGGACGCGAUCGGAGUCCGGAUCCAGUACCACCGACACCGGCUGCUGGCGGCAGUGGAGGCGCUGAGAGCCGCGGACAGGCGGAGGGCGCCCGGUUUCUACUUCACUUUGGAGCCGCUGGACGCCUCCACCUGUCUGCGCGCGCAGAGGUCAGGCGCGCGGGUCACCGGCGCGCACCGGGCGUCCUGUCCGGGAAACCACGACCUGAGGUUCUCAGACUGCAACGACUUUGUGACGUAUCCCAAGCUGAAGCUGAAGGUUCUGAUCCGGGAUAAACUGGCCAAAGACGGGAUAAACCUGGGACAAGCACCUUACACCCGCCAGGACGGCUCCGUGGGGAACCUGCAGGAGCUCGCUCAGGAGUACUCGCAGUAUUACGGCGCCCCCCCCAGCGACGUGAGCGAAAGGAUGGAGGAGCUGCGCAGACGCAAGGUGGUACAAGACGCCGACAUGGGAAAGGUGGACUGGAUUCCGGCGUCACCGCAGCUUCGUUUUCAGAUCCAGGAAUCUCUUGGACUGAGCAGCACCACGUCCACUCCAGAGGCCGACAGAAGGUCUGAUGUGAACAAGUCCAGCUCAGACGAAGGCUCCGCAGGAAGAUGGGAGGCCAAGAGAAAGAGCAAGUCCAUCUGGCAAAGUUUCCGGAAGUCCCAGAAGUCUCCAGAUGUUCCUGGUAAUGUGCGUCAGAUUUCCAAAGGAGACAGUGUGGGUUUUGUGGCCAGUGAAAUCACCAUGAGUGAUGAAGAACGUAUCCAGCUGAUGAUGAUGGUGAAGGAGAACAUGAUCUCCAUCGAAGAAGCCCUAGCUCGGUUGAAGGAGUUUGAGGUUCAGAACCGGCAGACGUCCAGGUCCAACUCGGCAGAAUCCCCAGAUCCAUCCAGCUCCAGCACCAAUGAGGCUUUCAGCUGCACUCCUCCUGAGGUGGAGAACAACGAGGAUAAGUCAGUCCUCUCUGGCCAUAAAGUGAAGAAGAAGCUGGUCCAGGGUGAAGAUCCUGGCGGACGCACAGCAGAAGAGGGGCUGAAUGUGGACGACCCCCCCUGUUCACAGGAGCCCCAAACCCCCACGCCAUGUCCAGUGGCCCCCUCACCUGACGUUUUACAGGAGCAGUUGACUUCUGACAGCAUGACUCCCUCCCAGUCCUCCAGCAGCCUAAGCCCCGCCGACAUCAGGACUGGGGUGAUAGGCGACACGAGGGGGGCGGGCAGGAGCUGCUUCCUUCCUGAUCCAGAAGGCUGUGAUCACGCAGAGGCGAGACUGGCUCGCUCUGUGACGGACGGGGAGCUCCGCCCCCCGCUGCUGGGCUCGCUGAGCCACCAUGGGAGAGCCUGCAGCUUCGGAGGAUUCGACCUCUGCAGCCGCGCGGCGUCCGCCACACCUCCUGAGCACGAGAAGACCGAUGGAAGCGGCGUGAAGAGGAGCGCCGCAAGUUCUCCGCAGGUGUCGCGCAUCUCUUUGGGCAGGAAGGUGAAGUCUGUGAGGGAGACCAUGAGGAAGCACAUGUCCCGGAGACAACACAGCCCCCGCUCUGACCAGUCCAGCCCAGACCGAGUCUCCAGCUGCCCCCACUCCCCCCAGACCCACACCAUGGACCAAGCCAAGCUGAAGAUGGGGGGGUCAGUGGAGAGCCUCAGAAGCUCGCUGAGCGGACAGAGCUGCAUGAGUGAGUCUACAGGCGGACAGACGGUCGGAACCACGGACUCUUCCAGCAGCAACAGAGAGAGCGUGAAGUCUGAGGAUGGCGAGGAGGAGGAGCUUCCGUACCAGGGACCCUUUUGUGGGCGGGCCCGGGUGCACACAGACUUCACGCCGAGCCCCUACGACACUGACUCCCUGAAGCUGAAGAGCGGUGAUGUCAUCGACGUUAUCAGUAAACCGCCAAUGGGAACCUGGAUGGGAAUGCUCCACGGAAAAGUUGGAACCUUCAAGUUCAUCUAUGUGGACGUUCUGAAGGACGGAACCAAACCCAGGAAGACGCGCAGGAGGACGAAGGUCCGGCAGCCCAAACCCACGUCCGUGGAGGAGCUGCUGGAGCGCAUCAACCUCAAAGAGCAUCUCCCCACCUUCCUGUUCAACGGCUACGAGGAUCUGGACACCUUCAAGCUCCUGGAGGAGGAGGACCUGGACGAGCUGAACAUCCGGGACGCUCAGCACAGAGCCGUGCUGCUCACCGCCGUGGAGCUGCUGCAGGAGUACGACGGCGGCUCAGGGAGCAGCGACCCCGAGCGCGGCGCGGGCUCGCAGGAGAAGCUGCUGCUGGAGCGGUGUGGGCUGCUGGGAGACUCGCCGCGGGACUCCGGCUGCUACGAGAGCAGCGAGAACCUGGAGAACGGUGACGACAGCCUGACGACAGCCUGUGAGCUCCUCCUGUGAGCUCCUCCUGUGAGCUCCUCCUGUGAGCUCCGCCUGUGAGCUCCGCCUGUGAGCUCCGCCUGUGAGCUCCUCCUGUGAGCUCCUCCUGUGAGCUCCGCCUGUGAGCUCCGCCUGUGAGCUCCGCCUGUGAGCUCCGCCUCCUCCUGCAGCCAUCUGCUCCUUCUCUGUUCCUCCUUCUUCAUAAGGAACUGCUCCGGUUCCAGUUUUUCUCCUGGUUCUCGUGGAUCUCCUGGAUCAGACGUGGAGGAAGCGUUCUCCAGAGUUCUGCGUCUGUGUUAAAGCUCCAGAGGAACCGUCUGGUUCCAACACUCCGCCCCCGACGGUUCUCUGAGUUCUGCUGUGGAGAAGGUCGACCUUCAGUCUGCAGAUGCUUGAACAUGAACCUGCUGUCAUCACCCAGAAGCAGAUCCUGGUCCGGUUCCUGAUGACUCAGUCUGUCAGAGAUUUCCUGAAACGUCUUUGUUUCAAAUCCUUUUGAUAAUAAAAGAUUUUGGAAAAAUCCAGAAAAAAAAAAAA
Molecule: messenger RNA, 3286 nt
Organism: Oryzias latipes (Japanese medaka)
Lineage: Eukaryota; Metazoa; Chordata; Actinopteri; Beloniformes; Adrianichthyidae
Gene: sash1b
Product: SAM and SH3 domain containing 1b
Molecular function (GO): protein binding
Source: RefSeq, a predicted model, not a curated record